CGGCCUAACAACUAGGCACUCCACAUGGGCCCACAACAAAUUUCGUAUGCUCCCACGUAGCACGACACUUUACCGCUCAAACUCGACCGCGGAUCUCACCGUUCCUACAUAUAAGCAAUAUCUAUGACAAGAUGGUCGUCGCUGGUAACGCAUUGCUUCCUUCACCGCCUCCUCCACCACCACCACCAUGACGAAUAAAAAGGUAAUCAAAGUCCAUCCCAAGGAUCACACCAACGACCCUGCAAUUGAGAGGUUUGAGCUGUCGGACUACGACCACUGUCUUCCCAAAAUCUACACUCUAAUCGCGCUGGUCUACAAGCUGGGAGAAGGGACAGCCUCUCCCGAGACCAUUAUCGGCAAUCUUCAACAAGGCCUUGAGGUAACUCUCAGCCAGUACCGCUCCUUAUCCGGCGUUCUCCGAACGUCGCCCGAAUCGGGAAAGGUAUGGAUCCAAAAGCGCCGCGAGAGCAUCGUCGACUUGAUCGCGAAUUGGAUGGAGGACGCCUUCCCGUCCUACGAAGAACUUGAGAAAGCGGACUUCCCAUGUCAUGCAAUUGACGGCGAUGCGCUUCUUCCGACUGCUCUUACUCAAAAGCAGCCGCUGACGCCAUUGGGCGAGGAAAAGGAGGAUGACUCAGUCGUCUUCUGCGCGCAGGUGAAUUUCAUCCGAGGAGGGGUAGUGCUGGGGAUCGCGAUCCAUCAUUGUUGCUCUGAUGCGCCGGGAACGGACGGCAUGUUGACAAACUGGGCGGAGAACACGCGAAGAGUCAUUGUCGGUGCUGGUCCAGCCCCCUUCGAUGCGCGGAACCUGGACCGCAGCCCAUUGAUCUCGAAAGCAACGCCAACCGAGGCGCAAUUGCGUGAGAUUGAGGAACGAGGCAUAACAGGGGCGCUUGCUCACGUCAAAACACCUCCCACGCCGCCAAAGGACUUUGUCAUGCCGCCGAUCUCUCAGGUCAUGCUUCACUUCAGCAAAUCGGCCCUUGAAAGGCUAAGAGCGGACGCGAAGCCGGUGGACCAGGACCGGAUAUCCAACUACAACGCCAUCAUGGCCAUGAUGUGGCGGUCCAUUACGAGAGCUCGCAUCCCGCUGUUCCACCCCAAUCCAUCGUCGCCUACUCACCUCGUUCACGCUGUUGGUUUUCGGCGAUAUGUCAAGCCAGCGCUGCCGCCGGGCUAUCUUGGCAACGUGCUCAUGCUGCCGAAGCCUGGCCUGGCGAUCGAAAACCUCCUCAGCGACGACGGCCUUCGUUCAGCUGCGGCGGCGGUUCGCACCUCUAUCACCUCAAGCGUCUCUCCCUCCACUAUUGAAGACACCUCGACAUGGAUAGCCGGCACCCCCAACAAAGCCUGGAUCAGCCUUAAGCUGAACUCCUUUCUGGGCAUGGACCUCGCGGCCACGACGUGGCAGGGUAUGUCUGGGUACACGACGCAGGACUUUGGAUUCGGGCUGCCGCGGGCGAUUCGUUGGCCGAAACCGAAUGUGGAGGGGUACGUGUUUGUAUUUCCGGAGAGGCCAAAGGAGGAUCCGGAGGAGGGUGUUGAACUCUGCGUGGUUCUGGAGACGAGUUGUAUGGACAGGUUGUUGGGAGAUGAGGAAUUGGGCAAGUAUGCGGUGCCGAGGGGGAUGGAUUGAGGGAGCUGUAUGUUCCUUCAUCCCUACUUCAUGACGGGCUUGCAUGUUUCUAGAAAAGCGGGGAGUAGGAUUUCGAUUAUGACGUUAGAGUGAAUGUUGCUAGGACUAUCAAUGCUGGAUAGGGCGAGGAAUUCGCUCGCAAACCGCCACACACCAGUGCUAAGUAUAUCAAUGGAUUGCCGGC
This is a messenger RNA of Trematosphaeria pertusa, 1820 nucleotides long. RefSeq lists its product as uncharacterized. The transcript has a single exon. Gene Ontology annotation, molecular function: acyltransferase activity, transferring groups other than amino-acyl groups. The coding region runs from base 188 to 1636 and encodes 482 amino acids. The record is from RefSeq and is a predicted model, not a curated record. Gene Ontology annotation, biological process: secondary metabolite biosynthetic process. Lineage: Eukaryota; Fungi; Ascomycota; Dothideomycetes; Pleosporales; Trematosphaeriaceae.